Cercospora beticola is the source of this 3153-nucleotide messenger RNA. RefSeq lists its product as uncharacterized. The record is from RefSeq and is a predicted model, not a curated record. Gene Ontology annotation, cellular component: nucleus. NCBI's taxonomy places the organism in Eukaryota, Fungi, Ascomycota, Dothideomycetes, Mycosphaerellales, Mycosphaerellaceae.
CCGCCCGGCCGCCACUGAGCAACGCAGGACCAAACUCUGUUCUGCUCCCUUCGUGUGCGGAACGCGUCGCUACUGGCCAUGGUCGUCCUCGCAGUGGCACUUGCGCAGGCCACCGCUCUAGUCUGUCAACGGUCGCCUCGCUCCACGCAGGAACGCGGUGCUCUGGCCGCAGAUCUGCGUGCGCGAGCAACGGUGCACGCCCACCAUGCAGCUGGACGCAACAGCAAGGAGGAUCGAUCACUCGCCGUGGGUUACGAGACGCCCAGAUAUAGAGCAAUGGCCAACCCUGCAGGCGGGCGUUGCGCGAGACCUUGUCGCAUCUUUUCUUGCUGCUCUGCAUUAUCGGCCCUGUCAGCCUCGAACCGGACCACCGACCGACCCAACGGGACAUGCUCGAAUGACCGAUGCACUCCUCGCGCGCCUCGGUGACGCAGCAAGUCCUGCCACUGCCGUUAAUACUCGGCCGGAAUGAGAGCAGCGCUUCGAAGGCGUCCAGCACCAAACGCGAUUCCGCCAUCGGCCUGGGAGGCUUCGUCCGCAAGAUAUCCUUGAAACGACCAACUUCGCAGUCGCCGAGUCACGAAACGAUGGCUCCGGUCUACAGAUUGUACCCGCAACAGUCGUCCAGCGGUCGGCGAGAACUGCGCGCAAUGGAGAAGGAGAACCAGAAGGAUCGCCCGCAGGCCGGCACAUCGCUCUCUCGCGACCGCAGUAAGAUGAACAGUGUCGACACUGUUGACACUGCCAUCUACUCACCGGCAGUACUCAACGACCUGGCCAAUGGCACCACCAGUCAGGAUGCUGGGCACGCGCGACGUUCGCUGGCACGGAGCUCGACUCAGUCAGACGGCACUGCAGCGCAAUCAAAGAGCAUUCACAGCGUCGACACGGAUUUGCCACAAUCGCCAAACUUCGAUAUGGACGACGCGCCUGGCAUGGCCGCCGCGCCAGCUGAGCUCAGUAAACGAGGCAUCCAUAUUCCCACCAGAACCAGCAGCAGUAAUGACAAAUCGACCAUUGUACAGCCAUUCCAGCCUACGCCAGCGAAGCCAGCGACAUGGCAAGAUGCAAAUCACGAAGUCGUCCCACCUUCGCCCGACACCCCAGACGAGCCGGUUUAUGAUGCUGGGGCACGUAGCAGUGCAGGCUCCAUGUUCUCACAGGAAACAGCAGCGACAUCAGUUCAUACCCUUCCGCCCCUGCAAACCAAAGGACCCGACAAUGCUGAUCCCACGUAUCUGGAGCCGGUGAUGGAAGACGAUCCGAGAUCGUGGGAUCUCGUGGCACCUAUCGAAGAAGGUCAAGAAGAAGAGCAAUACGGUCUUGAGAAGCGAGCAGAUCAAUUGUUCAGCGCUGAGCAUCUAAGAAUUAUCUUUGAAGACCCGCGCCUGCUUCUCAGAUUCACGGGGUAUUUGAACUCACACCGACCGCAAAGCAUUCCUGUAUUGAUAUAUUACCUGGAUGCGCUGAAGGCCUUGAGAGCGAUCAAUUACGCCAACGCAAUCUCGGAAGCGUUGGAACCAAUCAAGGGCCAGAGCUUCACUGACGAGCCUUCGAAGCCAACACUCAACGCCACACUGGAAGAGAAGGCAAAUCGCGCAUUUGAAUCGCUGGUGCAGGAAGAUCUCCCUGCUUACAUCGCUCACAUCUGGACUCAAGUCGUGAGUGUCAGUAUACAGCGAAGAAUCACUGGCACACUGGCUCCGCAUCUCAGAGAGGCAAGCGAAGGACUGGCCGAGGUAUUUUGCCUCACAGAUCCAAGUCGGGCUGACAAUCCUAUCGUGUUCGCCUCAGAGGAAUUCACGAGAACAACGCAAUACGGCAUGAAUUACGUGAUCGGCAGGAAUUGUCGUUUUUUGCAAGGUCCCAGGUCCUCGCCGCAUGCAGUUCGCAGAUUGGCCAUUGCGAGUGCAAAUGGCAAAGAGCACGUCGAGGUCUUCGUGAAUUAUCGACGAGAUGGCAGCCCGUUCAUGAACCUUCUAAUGACCGCGCCUUUGAUGGACAGCCGCGGAAAAAUCCGAUACUACAUUGGCGCCCAAGUGGACGUCUCUGGGCUGAUCAAGGACUGCAGCGAAAUGGAGGGGCUUGUACAUCUACUAGAAAAGGAGCAAGCCGAACGCGAAGGCCAAGAAGUUGAGGAAGAGCACAAGGACGAGUUUCAAGAGCUCAGCGAAAUGUUCAACGGCGCUGAGCUUGACACAGUGCGCAAAUUUGGUGGCCGCAUGCACAAGGAAUACGUGGAUGACAGCGAUCGCGAGAGUAUACAUCGUCCUCGUCUGUUACUCAAAGACCCUAGCCAGGAAGAGGUGGAGAAGAAGCGCAGCAUGUCCAGCGACGCCUCUUCGGCUCUGAAGGAGCGUCUGAAUGGCAAGCUGGAAGGAGUGUAUCAGAACUAUUUGCUCAUCCGACCUGCUCCCUCAUUGCGAAUUCUCUUUACCUCGCCGUCAUUGCGAGUGCCCGGAAUCCUGCAAUCCCCAUUCCUAAACCGCAUUGGCGGCUCCAGCCGCGUUCGUUCAGACUUAGCAGCUGCUCUGGGUGAAGGUCGCGGUGUGACAGCCAAAAUCAGAUGGCUCACCCGACCUGACGAAGCUGGUGAAGGAGAAGGUCGUCCACGAUGGAUACAUUGCACCCCGCUUCUUGGCCAUUCUGGCGCUGUCGGUGUUUGGAUGGUGGUCCUUGUCGAUGAGGAGGGAUCUUUACCCGGCGGUUCAUCCGGGAGACGCUUUAGGCAAGCGCCUCCAGUAUCGUCAAACAUUGGCGGAAAGGAAUGGGACUCCACAAGUGCUCGCGAACGACGGCAGCAAAUCGCAUACGAUAAGAGCGACGUGCGAAGAGGCGCUGCUGGCAAAGCUGAUUACCAUCGACCAGCAAGUCGAAGUGGCAUUCACAGCUCGGCGGCGAGCGUGAACCAUCUUGCGAGCCCAACUCGCGCCAGAGAGCGAGGUGGGCCUGAACCACAUCAUCUGACAAGCGCGUCUGCCAGUGAGUUUUCUUUCAACCUGCGAGGAUGAUAGAACUGGACAUGGAGAACGAAGUAACGUUUUGGAAUCUCUUUGAGUCGAUGAGGCGUUCUUUUGGUCUGAAGGCAAAGCGGCGCAAGCCAGCUUCUGGAGCAUGUAUUAUAUUAUACCCCAAGUUGCGCAUUGCAGACGG